ACAUUUUGAACAUGUAAUAUUAUAGAUCUUCGAUAAAAUUAACACAUAUCAAUCCAAUCCAGGAGAAAAUUUGGAAAUUAGUGCCUCCAGAAUUUGUACGAAUUUGAUUCUUGAAUUCAUCCCAUAGCAUCUAAUACGGAACGUGAAGCGGCGUUGUUCUUUGUUUACUUUUACGAGUUACUUCCUUUCGCCGGGUUCCUUCCCGGCUUUCACCACAGAGCUCGUCGGAGUUUGAAAAUUUGAAAAUUUCCCAUUUGAAAUUCGAUUCCAAUCAUUACCCAAUUCGUCUUUUUUGUUGAUUUUGCCUUUUUGAUUUGUGGGUCUGUGUUAAUUUUCAAGAGGGUCGUCGUUUUAGAACUUGGGGAGUAAUUGGGGUAUGGCGGAAGAGGAAUUUUCCGAUCAGAAUCGUCUUCUUAGAUCUAUGGAGGAUCAUAAUGAGGAAGAUCAUGAUUUAGAAUCGCAAGAUGUAAAUGGGGUUCAUCCAUUGAGAAAUAACAGUGGAAAAAGAGGUGGGUUUCUGGAUCUGCUUCAUCAUCUCAAUCGAGGGAGCAGUUUCUCUGGUCGUCGUUUGAGUUAUAAGCGUAUUGAUAUGGAUAAUCAUAACGUUAAUUUCAGCCCUUCUUCUGUUAAUAUUGUUGGUAGAAGUCGUACGGCUUCUUCUUCUUCUUCUUCUGAUCGUCACAACAAUUUCAAUUCGUAUUCUCUUCAUAGUCCAACUGCAAUUGAUGGCGAAAUUGAUGACAAUGGUGAUGAUACUGCCCCUCCUGAAUGGGCUUUGUUGCUUAUUGCUUGUCUUCUUGGCCUCGCCACCGGUCUUUGUGUUGCAGCUUUUAACAUUGGGGUACAUGUAAUCCAUGAGUGGGCUUGGGCUGGCACUCCAAACGAGGGUGCUGCUUGGCUUCGGUUACAGAGAAUGGCUGAUACUUGGCAUCGCAUUCUCUUGAUACCAGUGUGUGGAGGUGUUAUAGUGGGUAUGAUGCAUGGUUUGCUUGAGAUACUCAGCCAAAUAAAACAGUCAAGUGCUUCUCAAGGACAAGGAUUUGAUUUGCUUUCUGGAGUCUUUCCUACGGUUAAAGCCAUACAGGCUGCCAUCACUUUAGGUACUGGCUGUUCGUUGGGACCUGAAGGACCUAGUGUAGAUAUUGGAAAAUCAUGUGCCAAUGGAUUCUAUCUUAUGAUGGAAAAUAACAGUGAAAAGAUAAAAAUAGCAUUUGUUGCAGCUGGUGCAGCAGCGGGAAUUGCUUCAGGCUUCAAUGCAGCUGUUGCCGGUAGCUUCUUUGCAAUAGAAACUGUAUUGAGGCCUCUGCGUGCAGAAAAUUCACCUCCUUUUACGACUGCAAUGAUCAUACUGGCAUCUGUUAUCUCAUCUACAGUCUCAAAUGUUUUACUUGGGACUCAGUCUGCUUUCACAGUACCUACGUAUGAUUUGAAAUCUGCUGCUGAACUCCCACUGUACUUGAUAUUAGGAAUGCUAUGUGGUGCUGUAAGUGUAGCAGUGACACGUUUGGUUGCUUGGUUCGGUAAAUCAUUUGAGUUCAUCAAGGAAAGGUUUGGCCUUCCUCCUGUUGUCUGUCCUGCUUUAGGUGGUUUGGGAGCUGGGAUAAUAGCUCUCAAGUACCCUGGAAUCCUUUAUUGGGGUUUCACAAACGUGGAAGAAAUCCUACAUACUGGGAAUCGUCCUUCAGCUCCUGGGAUUUGGUUAUUAACUCAAAUAGCAGCUGCAAAAGUUGUGGCUACAGCUCUGUGCAAGGGUUCUGGGCUCGUAGGUGGCCUUUAUGCACCUAGUCUAAUGAUUGGUGCUGCUGUUGGUGCGGUAUUUGGGGGCUCAGCUGUUGAAAUCAUUAAUAUUGCAAUUCCUGGAAAUGCAGCUGUCGCACAGCCACAAGCAUAUGCACUGGUUGGGAUGGCUGCUACGCUAGCCUCAGUCUGUUCAGUGCCUUUAACAUCCGUUCUACUUCUGUUUGAGCUGACAAAGGAUUAUAGGAUACUCCUUCCUCUCAUGGGGGCCGUAGGCUUAGCUAUAUGGGUUCCUUCAGUUACAAAACAGACCAAGGAAAACGAAUCGUCCGAUAAGCGGGGUUUUGCAAGAGGUUAUACUUCUCUUUCACCAUCUGAACGUAAAGAUGGAGCAUCUUGGAGAUAUGAUAAUGGUGGCAAUGACUUGGAGCUCUCUGAGGUAGUAAAUCCAUCCGGCCAUGAAUCUAAUUAUGAAGAUAGUAUUCUCGAAGACCUAGAGGUUUCGCAAGCAAUGUCAAAAAACUAUCUGAAGGUUUCAUUGUCUACGUAUUUGAAAGAUGCACUUAAAUAUAUGAAGGAUAACCAGCAGAACUGUGUAUUAGUGGUUGACGAUGAGGAUUUCCUUGAGGGGAUCUUGACACAUGGUGACAUUAAACGAUAUCUCUUCAAGAAGUAUGGUGAUGCUUUCAUGGGUGAUUCACUGAGUGUGGAUACCUGUUUUGUGUCCUCUAUUUAUACUCGAGGAAUCAGAUACCGUGGUCGAGAACGGGGGAUCUUGACAUGUUAUCCUGACACUGCUCUGGCAACUGCCAAGGAACUAAUGGAGGCCAAGGGUAUAAAACAAUUACCUGUUGUUAAGCGUGGUAAAGAAAAGAAGAGAAGAAUUGUAGCCAUUCUCCACUACAACUCACUUAUUAGCUGUCUCAGAGAGUUCGUCAAUCAAAAGGAAACAGUAUAUCCUAGUGGAAAAGAGAUAGUUGUCCAGGAGAAUGUUGCUGAUGGUCAUUAAGGUGCUGUGCAACAUAUUCAAAGCUCAAGUUUUCCAGCAUUCAGUAUUAAGGAACAAACUGAAUGAUGGACUACAGUGAUCUGUUUUAUUCAGAAUUAUUCCCUCUGAUGACAGAACAUUUGCAACCCUCUUGGUUGAUCUUCAGAGAAGUGAGAAAUUAUAUGGUGAGUAGUUGAUAAAUGUAAUAAUUUUCCAAGUGAUUUUGCGAAUUGUAUUUUACACAAAUGUCAACUAUCCAACAUCUGUAACAUAGUACACAGAUUCAUUCAGAAGCAGAGAUGAACAUUGAGAGAAAAAUAUGUUGGCCUUUGAUGGUCUACUGAGAAUUUAGGCUGUGAGGGAUCCAUAUGGUUUAUUAGGGUAUAUAUGGGCCAGACCUGUUGAAAGGAUUCGGCCAUCUUACAUUUUAGGUUUCAUUGUAGCCAAUUAACUUUCACUAUUUUUUGUACUGGAAUGUGAUCAAUGAAUUAGCUCAUUCCUACUUCUCUUGAA
This is a messenger RNA of Cucumis melo (muskmelon), 3238 nucleotides long. RefSeq names its product chloride channel protein CLC-f. The transcript is spliced from 9 exons. Lineage: Eukaryota; Viridiplantae; Streptophyta; Magnoliopsida; Cucurbitales; Cucurbitaceae. Gene Ontology annotation, molecular function: voltage-gated chloride channel activity. Gene Ontology annotation, cellular component: chloroplast; membrane; Golgi apparatus. The record is from RefSeq and is a predicted model, not a curated record. Gene Ontology annotation, biological process: chloride transport; transmembrane transport. Bases 377 to 2746 code for a protein of 789 amino acids.